This is a messenger RNA of Dictyostelium purpureum, 1215 nucleotides long. RefSeq lists its product as uncharacterized. The coding region runs from base 1 to 1215 and encodes 404 amino acids. The record is from RefSeq and is a predicted model, not a curated record. Lineage: Eukaryota; Evosea; Eumycetozoa; Dictyosteliales; Dictyosteliaceae. The transcript has 2 exons.
AUGUCACAAAAGACUAAAUAUAAUUUAAAUGAAUUAGUUUCAACAAAUAAUAAAUUAAAUCUUCCAUCAGCUCCAAGAUCAAGCAUGGACGGUGAAGAACAACAACAAGGUAGUGGUGGUUAUAACAAUUACAGACAACAAAGAUCCUAUGGCAGUUCAUACUCAUCACAAUCCAACUCAUUCUCACAAUCCUCACCACAAGGAGGUGAUAAAAAACCAACUGAAGAUGACUUCCCAGCUUUAGGUCAAGAAAAAAAACCAAGACAACCAAGACAACAAUCCUCCCCACAAGACUCACGUAACGAUCCAUUUGGAGGUGCCAGACCAGCUUCAGAUGCCCCAAGAGAGAAUCGUGAUUCACCAUCAUCAAGAGACUCUGGUGAAAGAGAAAAUAGAGGUGAAGAAGAAAGAGAUGAAAGACGUGACCAAUAUGGUGACAACAAACGUGAAGGUGGUUUUGGCGGUAGCAGAUAUGGUCGUGAAGACAGAGAUGAAGAUAGAGAAGAAAGACGUGACCAAUAUGGUGACAAUAGACGUGAAGGUGGUUAUGGUGGUUACAAUAACAGAGGUGGUUACAACAGCGAACGUCGUGAAGGUGGUUAUGGUGGUUACAACAACAACAGAGGUGGUUACAAUCGUGAAGGUGGUUACAAUAGCGAACGUCGUGAAGGUGGUUAUGGUGGUGAAAGACGUGAAGGUGGUUAUAAUAGCGAAAGAAGAGACGAUCGUUUCAGCAAUGGCGUUUCCCCAUUCAAUUUCAGAAAACAAAAUGACAACAACAGACGUGAAGGUGGUUAUGGUGGCGAAAGACGUGAAGGUGGUUACGGUGGUGAAAGACGUGAAGGUGGUUUUGGUGGCGAAAGACGUGAGGGUGGCUACGGUGGUGAAAGACGUGAAGGUGGCUAUGGCGGUGAAAGACGUGAAGGUGGCUUCCAAAGACGUGAUUUCAACAACGGUGAACGUCGUGAAAACAGAGGUGACUACACCACCCAAACCAGAGAUCAAGGUAGAUCAUUCUCAUCAAAGGUAGAUGCCGUCGAUGACUGGAGAAACCCAUCAGAAGAUAUUACUACUAAUGCUUUCAAUAAACAACCAAGAAAACCACAAGGCAGCUAUGGUGGCGAAAGACGUGAAGGUGGUUAUGGUGGUGAAAGACGUGAAGGUGGUUAUGGUGGUGAAAAACGUGAAGGUGGCUAUGGUGGUGACAGAAAUUAA